AUGGCUCCAGUCCUGUUAGAACCCACACUUGUUGCUUCCCAGCCCAGUACUGCUCCAUUGAAAGUAGCGGUCAAUGGUACUGCUACAAACGGAGUUGGCUUCACCCUCAAGGCACGACCUUGGCGACUCUUGCACCUUGCCGAUGUCCUCAACCCUCCCCCGCUCACCCAAGAAGAACAUCCGGAUAUUCGCAUCCAGCGACUACUUCAAUUAGCCUGGGUCACCACUAUCAGAGCCUUUUCCUGCUCGACAACCCUAUACAUUGGUCAAGACUAUCUAAAGGGCCAAUGCUACAUAGGCGAGGCAGCUCAUGGCUACUCGAAGCCGACCGUCCAGAUCCACGUAGAUCCUCAUGAUACUGUGGGAGACCUUUUCCGGGAGAGCAUUGAAGCAUUGGGCCCAUUAUCCCAUGUUGGAGUUACAGAUAAUGUCCAAAUUAGCCAGACUGAGCAUUCCGGCUUCAAUGUGGCAAUCGUCUACCAGAAGCAACCGGCGGAACGCAUACUCUCUGGUCAGGAUGCCUGCGUUGGCCAUUGUCAGGUUUGCUGUGGCAUACCGGCGAAAGAACCAUCGGAGGUAGACUUGAUAUUCACCGGUCUCCGUCUUUCAAUACGCCAUACUUCCGACGAUAGGUUACACGCCCGGUUGGAUGUUGGAAACACUGGGAUUGGACUGCCAUUAGCUACAAGCCUCUUGAAUAGCUUCAACCAGGCCCUCUCAUCAAUUGACGGCGCAUCUACUCAGACGAUCGGUAGCCUCGAGCUAUGCUCGGCGCAAGAUCGUGACCAGAUUACCCAAUUCACUAAAGACAUCGGCCCUGCCAAUGAUGCCUUGCUGCAUGACCUUUGUUUACAACACGUGAAGACAACCCCCGAUGCUCCCGCUGUUCGCUCUUGGGAUGGGGAUCUGACAUAUCGCCAACUCGAGGAUUUGACUUCUCGGUUGGCACAUUGGCUAGUGGGACAAGGUGUUGGACCAAAUAUCUAUAUCGCGUGCGCCUUCUACAAAUCCACCUGGGCUGUUGUGGCCAGACUGGCUGUCCUCAUGGCUGGCGGUGCAUACAUAUGCGUUGAUGGCUCUGACCCACCACCAUACCUUGCAUCCGUCCUCGAACGCACCCAGAUAAAGAUCAUGCUCACCUCAGCUGGGUACAAGGAAAAGUUUGCCGAUCGGGUCGAAACUAUCUUCGAGGUCAGCGAUGCCUCCGUUUCCAGUUUACCAUUGGUGACUUCAAUCCCUUGUUCGACCGUCAAACCCACCGACCCUUGCGUGGUGCUCUUCACCUCCGGCAGCACGGGGAAGCCAAAGGGAAUUAUCCAAGAGCACCGUAGCUAUGCCUCCGCGUUGACCGAUUACAUCCGAGUCAUGGGCAUGGGACCCCAUUCCCGGAUGUUCCAAUUCGAUGCAUACACCUUCGACAUCAGCAACAACGACUUCCUGGCGCCUCUUAUGGCCGGUGGAUGCUGCUGUGUUCCCACUAGAUCUCUGACUAUGGACUCGCUGAUGAAUGACAUGAAUGAUCUGGAGGGGAACAUGAUGUUCAUAACACCCUCAGUUGCCAUCGACAUGGAACCAGACCGCGUACCCACACUGGAAAUGAUGUGUAUCGGCGGUGAGCCAGUCUCAGACGCCGUAUUAGCAAAAUGGCUGGACCGGGUGCAAGUGGUGAACCAAUACGGCAUGGGUGAGAUAGCUUCUAUGUGCGCAUAUAACCGCAAUCUCCAGAUGGGUCGCGGGUCAGUAGUCGGUCGUCCUGGUACUGGUGCAAUCUGGAUCGUCAAUCCUGAUAACCCCGACCAACUGAUGCCUGUCGGAGGUGUGGGCGAACUACUUAUCGAGGGCCCCCAUCUAUCCAAGGGAUAUUUAGACCACGUCUCUGGAAAGUCAGAGAAUUUCCUCGCCACACCCCCAGUCUGGAUGGCCCAGCUGCACACCGACAGGCCGAAUCAUCGCCUCUAUCGAUCCGGAGAUCUGGGACGGUACAACCAUGAUGGGACGGUCGAGCUGAUGGGUCGCAAAGAUAGCAUGCUGAAGCUCGACGGAGCGCGCGUCGAGGCUGGUCAAGUGGAGUAUGUUCUCCGACGCAACCUAUCCACCGGCGAUGCGGCUGUCGUGGAUAUUCUCGGCGCUAUCGAUGGCGAAGCCGAUCCCAUUCUGGCCGUUUACUUAUACUUGGCGAAUAACCCAAUGAACAUGGAAAACGGUCCGGAUGAAGAGAUGGAGUUCCGUCCGAUUAGCAACAAGCAUGCUGUGCAUGGGCUAACCCUGUCGCUGAGCGAGGCCGUCCGUCAGAACUUGCCCAAGUACUAUGUUCCUGCACUUUACAUCCUCAUUGAUAGAGUCCCGCGCACCAAGUCUAAAAAGACAGAUCGGCGCAAGCUUCAUAUGUUGGGACAGGCUUAUUACAUGGAGCAUCGGGAUGAGCUGGAGGACAUUACUGUUUGGUUGGAUUGGAAUGAGAUAUAA
Messenger RNA from Penicillium expansum, 2466 nucleotides. Its product is annotated as non-ribosomal peptide synthetase. The transcript has a single exon. Gene Ontology annotation, biological process: secondary metabolite biosynthetic process; amino acid activation for nonribosomal peptide biosynthetic process. Gene Ontology annotation, molecular function: phosphopantetheine binding. Bases 1 to 2466 code for a protein of 821 amino acids. Lineage: Eukaryota; Fungi; Ascomycota; Eurotiomycetes; Eurotiales; Aspergillaceae. The record is from RefSeq and is a predicted model, not a curated record. Gene Ontology annotation, cellular component: cytoplasm.